Seminavis robusta is the source of this 2415-nucleotide messenger RNA. The record is from the annotation of a GenBank genome assembly. Lineage: Eukaryota; Bacillariophyta; Bacillariophyceae; Naviculales; Naviculaceae.
UGGAUGCGAACAUGCGAAUCAACCAUCUAUUGCUCCUUCCAGCUUCCAGGCUCUUCUGAUUUCUGAGUUGGCAACCGACACGAGCGCUUCUCGAACCUUCGCGCAAUGCUCCAUGCAGCAGUACCGUUUUAGCUUGGUUUUGCAAGACUGUUGGGAGUUGGGAGGUCGUCCUUGGAAAGAAGCAGAGCACAGACAGGAGCUCGAGCUCCGUCCGUUCUACGCUGGCACUUCUCGUUCUCGAAUGAAUAGGUGCACUUUCUUUCUUCCUUCCUUUGGCUCCCCCAUAAAAUCGACUCAGACUCGGUGAAAACCAGCAAAACAAACAGCACCGUUUUCUUGAACAAUUUUACCACCGAAACAACAACUCUAAAAUGAUGCAGAGCGCUCAGCGAUCGGGUAAAUGGACGGAGGAGGAAGAGGAAUUUGCUCAGGAAUUGAUGGAUGCAUUCCAUUCAGGACAUCUGGAUGUUGAGGAAGGUGUCAGCCUAAGAAAGCUCCUUGCGAAGAAGCUCAUGUGUUCGGCUAAGAGAGUCUCCAAGAAGUUUGAGGGCACCAACUACAAGGGAAAGAUGCAGUAUGCUCGUGACUACGAUAUUCCAGAGAAAGACGUCCAGGAACGAAAGGCAAAGUUGGACGUCUUGGAGAAAUGUUUCUUGGAGUCGAUUCGGGAAAUUGAAGCUCAGGAAGCAUCUCGCAGGGCUACCAUGUCCAGGUCUCUUCCUUUCGCAACCGGUAACAGACUUCCCGGGUCAUCUUCUUCCUUGAACAACAACACAGUGGCAUUCCCUUCUGCCGCUUCCUUUGGGAGUGCAGCGGGUAUGGCCACUGGCAACAGUGCCGGUUCUAUGGGUUCUUCUUCUGAUUCGGCCUCCUUCGCCCAUCUCCGACAGGCCAUCCUCAAUCAAUCCAGUCACUUGCCUCCCACGAAUGCUGGAUGGGCCGAGGCUGCAUCCGCCUUGUCCGCCGCCUCCGGGGUUCUCCCUUCGCUGUCAAGAGCAUCCGCGCUGUUUGGACGCGAAUCUCUCGCGCAGCCUUUUUCCGCCAACAUGGGUCGCCGCGACUCCUCUCGAGACUCCUUGGCGGCCCUACAAACGUCCCUUGGACGGCAAGAUUCCGUCCCUUCCGUCUCAAGCGCAGCCAGUACCAACCGCGAGGAGAGGCUGGCGGAACUCAUGUUGAGCGGCGGCAACCGGUUUUUGGGAGGCACGGAUGUGCAUCCCAACUCGAUGGCGGCUGCAGCGGCCGCGGCGAGGGCUUCACUCACCAGCAGUCUACUUCCCGGUGGACGUGCCGACCCAAUGCUGAAUGGUGCCCCAGGAUUUGCUUCCAUGCCAGGCAGAGAUCACUUGCAAGCAGCUCUGUCGAGGACAUCUUCCUUCGCCAACAACACUGCAGCGAUGGACUUUAGGUUGCAAAUGGCGCAAGCGGAUAUGCUUGGCUCCUCGCAACCAGCUGCUGCUGCUGCUGGUCUCUCCAGGACGCAAGCCGAAAUCCUGGCGAGGAACCCAGAGUUGGCCUAUUUGCAGCGAGUCUCCAUGUUGGAACGACAGGAGGUGGCUCUACGACGUCGUGCCUCGAGUAUCUCUCAAGGAGGAGGAGCGCAAACCGCACAAGGCAUAUUGGAGCAACAGCUAGCAGGGAAACGCUCGCGUGGAGAUGCUCCUUCGGAAGAGAAAGAUGAUUUCGUUUUGCAACGGAUGGCCAAGAGGGGCAACUACGGCCAAGAACCAUGAUUUAUAACUCUAUACUAGUUUACAACUUGCACAUAUUACGAUGUACGAUAGUUGUUCAAAUGGAAGUAAGCUCGCACUCUGGCUGUGCUUGAUCUUGCUCGUUCCACACUUUCCAAACAGAACAAGACUCACGAGACGCAGUCCGGGCGAGAUUUGCAAACGAAGACAGGUUUUUUCGCGUUUUUUGAAUAGCUGAAAUUGGGUCACCUCUGACUGUUGAGUUCUGCAGUCGAAGGCGCAUCGUCCAAGAGAAACACGGUGCUGGUGCAAUUGACUGGCUGCACCGGUACGGCGCUUCCACUUCUCUCUGUCAAAAGCCACGUUUUCCGUGAUUAUCCCAUUCCAGGUACAAACGAAGCAGGGUAACAAUGAUGGCUUUUACGACGCUGCUAGUACCGUAGGGGACGGCUGCUACCUAUCAAACUCAUUGCUUAGAAGACGCUCAACAGGCAGCAAAGUGACAACGGGACAACGACAGCGGAACCAAAACCCCUUCCAGAUCUCAUAUUCGGCUAGAUUGGUUCAUUCGCGGGCUGCUAGCUGGGGAGGUCGUGCUUCAAGAACUCAGCUAGUUUUGUCAGGUAGAUGUGGUAAUAAAUUGUUUCGUAUACGGUAGAUAUUAUUUUCGACUGUACCCUAAAACAUUACUUUAACCGCAUCUACCGGUACAUUGCAUAAUCAU